Molecule: messenger RNA, 339 nt
Organism: Loa loa (African eye worm)
Lineage: Eukaryota; Metazoa; Nematoda; Chromadorea; Rhabditida; Onchocercidae
Exons: 2
Coding region: 1-339 (112 amino acids)
Source: RefSeq, a predicted model, not a curated record
AUGCAUUCAUUAUCGGAUGGUUCACUUUAUCCAUGGAUAACAACAACAAUGAUUAGUAUGCUACGAAAUAAGGAUGGAAAAUAUGAAAAUGUUGAAAAUGCUCGACAAGUUAAAUGGUUUUCACGUAGUAGUACGUAUGCGAUGGUAACAUUACAUGCUUUAGGAAUACUUACUGCGACAACGCAUAAUAAAACAGGCCUUAUACGAUAUUAUGGAAGAUGGCCUGUUCUACUUGCUGGCUUUUAUUUGUGUACAUUUUCCGCAGCAUUAUUUGGCUUUAAUUUUUUGAAUGCUUAUGAUGCUAAAAAUAUGGCCCAAAAAAAUGAACAUAUUGGUUAG